AUGAAGUUUUCCCUCACUGUUUCACUUAUUGUGGCCUUCAUGGCUAUGGUUUGUGCUGAUGAACUAAACGACGAAAAAGGAGCAUUCACGGUGAGCACUUUUUUUCUUUUGUGAGACAGCUUUUGGUGUGAGCUACUUUCCAAUGUAUGAAGCAGAAAAUUUGGUACCUCGAGGGCCCUAUCAAAUCGUGAACUCUGAAGAAUUCUUUAAAAAAAAGUUGCUUUUUAUAUCGUGAGAUUCUGGACUUUCUUAACUCUCAUCCUUGUUUAUUUAUACAAUUGCAAAUCGAAUUAUUAUAGCUCUACCUUAUGAAAUUCUUUUCUCCCCGCAACCACAAUGGAAACGUCAGAAAGAAAAACUAAUGUUUUGGUGCGAAACAUCUAACAAUGCAUUUUAAGAUGCUCUGAGAUACACAUCUUUUUUGCAUUAUUGUUAUAGCAAUGUCACAAAGAUCUCUACAGCUGCUACAAACAGGAAACCAACACCGCAAAGGAAUGCUUGGUGAAAUACAAAGAUUGUAUGGCCGCGCUUAUACCUACUAUGCCUUACUUUAUGGUAAGCUCUACGUUAAUACGUCAUUUUUGUUUAGUUUCCUUUUUUUCGUCAUUUAUGAUUUUCUUUCAUUUAUUUGUGUUGAUUUCAGACAGUGUAAUCGAGCACAAGUUUCAGUUGAAACCCCUCCUCCCCCCCACUCCCCCGCUUUUUUUGUUGUUUUCUUUCUUUCUAGCCCUAAGCAAAAAUCUCGGAAAUUCAAUGCAUUCGCCUCUAACUCUAAUCUAAUUUAGCUUGAGGAUUAACCAUAUUUCUCAUUUGCAGGCUGGAUAUCAUUCGUCAGCCGGGUUGAACUAAAAUGAAUGAACUUUCCAAGAAAGUUCACCCAUCUUUCACUUAAAUAAUAGAUACGCGUUUCAGAGUUUGCGCUCGUUUUGUUUUAGUUGUAGUGAUACAUAUUGGUUUGCUAUUAGCCUGAAUGUAACAUUCGUAGAAUUCAGAUUUUUUUAUUGAAAUUUCAUCCUUUAUGUCACGCACAAAAAGUGUUUUAGCACACCAUGCAAACCUGUCAAUUUUCAGCCUUAAUUUGCUUGAAAGACAAAAUUUUUGUCGGGUAUGAGUGCAGUAUUCUGAAACGUUGAAGCCAUAACAUGGUCGUAAUUUUAUCUUUUUUUGUUUGCAGACCUUAUGUAAAAAAGACCUGACCUUUUGCACAAGCCAUGCACAAGGCAUAAAAGCGAAGGCUGACUGUUAUAUUGAAUACGGCAAAUGUUUAAAGAAUGGAGGUCCUACCCCUGUCACCUAUUCCCCUUCCCACCAUGCAAUGGACGACAGCAGUAGCGGUCAGUUUACGGUACGUUCGCAAACGUGAGCCUUUUGCGAUUGAGAUGAAAAAUUCAAAUAUUUCGCUUCAUCACUUCUUUACAAAGUUGUUAACUAUGUAGAGGAAGGUGUUUUUUCUGCCUUGUCAAGAGCAUGAGAGAUCGGAAAGAAGUUUCCAUCCGAUGUUUGUUACUUGAAAACUGCUUUCGCUACCCACAUGUACAUUGUAUAAAUAAACAUCGUUUCCUAAAAUCACUUUUGCCUCAGGAUUGUCAUAAAGAACUGUAUAACUGCUACAAAGCUGAAAACAGCAGCGCAAAGGAAUGUUUGAUUAAAUACAAAGACUGCAUGGCAGCUCUAGUCCCUACAAUGCCGUAUUAUGUGGUAAGAAUAACUAUCAUUAUCUGAUUGUUCUGAGUAGAGUACAAAUAACGCGCGAAUCGAAAACAAAUACCUGCGUUAUUGGACAGUUGGUUAUUUUGUACCGUAAAAAAAACUGUUUAAUCAAACGACUGCGUGCGCUACACUCCUCUGCCUGCUUCGUUUUUCCAUCUUCAUUAGAUAAGCGUAUGAGAAAUGUGUAUGAACAAAGCAAUUAAAAAUAAAUAACAUGUUAGACAAUUUGAUGUGUAGUAUUGCUGAGUAUUUUCACUCGUAGUUUGUAUUUUGACCUGCUUUGCGGGCUCGCCAAAAUACGGCAGCACUCGUAAAAAUACUUAGCGAUACAUACCAAAACGUCCAAUAAGAUAUAUUUCUCUUUCGCCCAAACCAUACCCCGCCUUUAUAUAUAUUUCUCCUUCGUACAAGUAUUAAAUGACACAAGGUUUCGUUCGCAAUGAUUACGUAGUAAUAGCGUUCUCUAACUAAGUAUAAGUUAUCAGUUAUUGUCUUUGUGCAAGGAAAACUGAUAUCCAAAAAUAGAUACCUUGGUAACUAGAGAAAACUGUCCUCAAUUAUUAAUAGUUUAAUCUAAUUACAUAUUAUACUAAUCCCUUUUUUCUCAGACUCUGUGUAACAAAGACCUGAGUUGGUGUGUUAGCCACGCUCAAGGAAUUAAAGCACAGGCUGUCUGUUUCUAUGACUACGGCAAAUGUUUGAAGGAUGGGGGACCUACUCCUGUAACUUAUGCCCCUGAGAAACGUAUGCCUCCAACUCUGGCUCCAACUCAUGGUCCAUUGGCGGUAGGAAUCACUAAUCACACAUCCACAGUGGUUUUAGAUUCUUCUUUUUGUUCAAGAUUGAUGUUUAAAAGUUAGAACCUGUAAACAUGGUUAUAUAUGCUAUUAGUAGUAUUGAGCGUAUCAAGGUGGUACAGAAUUGGGAAAUAAAGUCCCUCGCCCCAUUCAAAGCAGUUUUUGUUUUAUUUAAUAAUCCGGUUUCCUUGCAGCAAUGCCAAAUCGACCUGUAUAACUGUAAUAACAACCCAGAUAAGACUGUUAUGGAAUGUCUGGUAGACUACAAGGAUUGCAUGGCUCAGCUCAUUCCACCCUAUGUGGUAAAUAUCUUUUAAGUGAUUAUUUGUGUACGAGACAGAAAGCAGGGUGUAAUGCCUUUCAGCACGUGAAAGAAUUCUCAACUUUCAUCUAUGGUAUAAGCAAGAGAAGUGAGCUCUUGAGAGUCGGAACCAAAGUUGUGCUCUAAUUACCCAUUACUCAACAUUAUCCUAUUUUGAAUUUUCUUUUAGGCAACAUGCAAGAAAGAGGCCGAUAAAUGUUACGAAAAUGCCACAGGGCUUAAGGACAAAGCAAAGUGUGCCAUUGACUUCAGUGUGUGUUUGUCAAAUGGUGGGCCAACACAGGCUGCCUAA
This is a messenger RNA of Pocillopora meandrina, 3121 nucleotides long. The record is from the annotation of a GenBank genome assembly. Lineage: Eukaryota; Metazoa; Cnidaria; Anthozoa; Scleractinia; Pocilloporidae.